AUGUGUAUGAACCAGAGUCUGGCGCAACCUAUGUACGUGUUUCUGUGCAGCCUGUUUGUAAAUGAACUGUACGGCAGCACAGGCUUGUUUCCUUUGCUCCUGGUUCAGAUUCUCUCGGACAUUCACACGGUUUCUCUUCCUCUGUGUUUCCUGCAGAUCUUCUGUGUUUAUUCUUACGCUUGUGUGGAGUUUUUUAAUUUAGCCGUGAUGUCGUACGACAGAUAUCUGGCCAUCUGUUGUCCUCUGCAGUACAACACACACAUGACGCCUCAUAAAAUUGCUUUUCUCAUUGCAGUUGUGUGGUUACCUCCCUGUGCUGCAGUUUUUGUCACAACGUUUCUGACGUGGUCUCUACAGCUGUGUGGAAACAUCAUUCACAAAGUUUACUGUGAUAACUACUCCGUCAUUAAACUGGCCUGUUCUGACACCAGAGUCAAUAACAUCUAUGAACUGGUGGCUGCUUUUCUCACAGUCUGUGUUCCUGUGUCUGUGAGUCUUUAUUUCUACGUGAGGAUUUUAACAGUUUGUUUCUCUGGUUGUAAACAGACGAGACAAAAAGCCGUCAGCACCUGCACCCCCCACCUCCUCUCUCUGCUCAACUUCUCCUGCGGGGUUUGUUUCGAAGUAUUACAGAGCAGGUUCGAUAUGAGCACUUUACCUCUUGUGAUGAGAAUAUUUUUAUCCUUGUACUUUCUCACAUGUCAGCCGCUCUUCAACUCCAUCAUGUACGGUCUGAACAUGUCCAAAAUACGCCUCCUAUGUAAAAGUCUGCUCUUAAGAUCCUCCAGCAAACGUGUUUGAAUCAAAGACAAUAAAUUCCAUCAUGUGAUGUUGU
This is a messenger RNA of Paralichthys olivaceus (Japanese flounder), 835 nucleotides long. RefSeq names its product olfactory receptor 11A1-like. Gene Ontology annotation, molecular function: olfactory receptor activity; odorant binding; G protein-coupled receptor activity. The record is from RefSeq and is a predicted model, not a curated record. Gene Ontology annotation, cellular component: membrane. Gene Ontology annotation, biological process: G protein-coupled receptor signaling pathway; detection of chemical stimulus involved in sensory perception of smell. NCBI's taxonomy places the organism in Eukaryota, Metazoa, Chordata, Actinopteri, Pleuronectiformes, Paralichthyidae.